This is a messenger RNA of Mycosarcoma maydis (corn smut), 1176 nucleotides long. RefSeq names its product UDP-galactose transporter HUT1. Gene Ontology annotation, cellular component: endoplasmic reticulum membrane; Golgi membrane. Lineage: Eukaryota; Fungi; Basidiomycota; Ustilaginomycetes; Ustilaginales. Bases 1 to 1176 code for a protein of 391 amino acids. Gene Ontology annotation, molecular function: UDP-glucose transmembrane transporter activity; UDP-galactose transmembrane transporter activity. Gene Ontology annotation, biological process: UDP-galactose transmembrane transport. The record is from RefSeq and is a predicted model, not a curated record. The transcript has 2 exons.
AUGACGCUGCUACAACUCGGCGUGUGUGCCGGCUCCAUCUACACCACCUUUUUGAUAUGGGGUCUACUUCAGGAACGAUUGACAAAAACUCCGUAUACAGCGCCAGCGACGCUACUGCAUCCAAAUCCGCAACCAGACUACUUUCGCUCGCCGCUCUUUCUCAAUACUGUUCAAGCGCUCUUUUCCUCUGUGGUUGCUUGCAUGUACCUGCUCGUACGAAAUCGAGGCUCGAACAAGCGCGUCACACAAAUCCUCGGAUUACAUACAUUGACUCCUGAUGGCAUUGCCGAAAAGACGCAAAAUGGUCGUGCAUCGGCAACCAAUGGCAAAGCCGCACCAACUCGGUCACGGUGGAUAUCCCCCCUUCUCUCGAGGUACAUUCUGAUCGCUGCACUGCAGAGCACCGCCUCUCAACUCGGCUUUCUCAGUCUGCGCUACAUCUCCUAUCCGACACUCACGCUGGCAAAAUCAUGCAAGCUCGUCCCGGUGCUCGUGAUGAACGUUGUGCUAUACAGGCGCAAAUUCGCCAGCUACAAGUACGCCGUGGUCGGUCUCGUCACACUGGGAAUCUGGCUGUUUAUGGCGUUUGCACCCUCCAAGCCAGGCAAGAAAGCCAAAGCGCCCGAAAGCAGCAGCCUGAUCGGCCUCGUGCUCUGCUUGCUCAACCUCGUCCUGGAUGGUGCGACCAACAGCACCCAGGAUCAGGUGUUUUCCAUGUUCGGUCGCCAAACCGUCUCGGCAGGACAGAUGAUGCUCGUCAUGAACGCCAUUUCCGCCUUUCUCAUGGCUCUGACACUGACCCUUCCAAUACCACUGCUUUCGACACCUGGUCAGCCAACACAGCUCUCGACAGCGAUCGCAUUCACCCAGAAACAUCCAGAAGUGUGGAGGGAUAUCAUCGCAUAUGCCCUAGCCGGAGCUGUGGGACAGGUGUCGAUCUUUGAAACGCUGGAACGCUUUGGUAGUCUGACGUUGGUGUCGAUCACCGUGACGAGGAAGCUGUUUACGAUGCUGUUGUCUGUAGUCGUCUACAAGCACGAACUGAGCAAGCUCCAGUGGUUGGGUGUCGCCGUGGUGUUUGCAGGCAUCGGCAUCGAGGCGAGGGAGAAGAGGAGGGAAGGAUUGGCCAAUAAGGUCAUCCAUGAUGAGAAGCGGGCGCUUGCCAAAGAUGCUUGA